This is a messenger RNA of Poecilia reticulata (guppy), 2756 nucleotides long. It is a transcript of the gene cgrrf1, whose product is annotated as cell growth regulator with ring finger domain 1. Gene Ontology annotation, biological process: negative regulation of cell growth. Lineage: Eukaryota; Metazoa; Chordata; Actinopteri; Cyprinodontiformes; Poeciliidae. The record is from RefSeq and is a predicted model, not a curated record.
ACUCUGUUUACUGACGAAUCCGAAAAGACGAAGGUCCCAUCAUGUCUGCCAUACCCCUUGUUUACUUCAAAUGUCAGACUCAGCUGAUCCGUUCAGGCACAUCUACUGGAUGAGAUGGCCACGCUUCUUCUCGUCACAUUGUAUGAAUACUCUCCACUCUUCUACAUCGCUGUGGUUUCUCUGUGUUUUCUCGUAACCGCUGCUAUCGUGCUGGGUUGGUUUGGCUUUGAUGUCCCAGUGUUUCUUCUGAGUCAUGAGGAUUCAGAGUCCACAGUGUCGACUCCUGAGAAACUAAUGGUUCAGGAGACCAAUCCGUUUUCUCUUGCACUGGGAUCCGGGUCAGCAUGUGUCAGUGAUGGUGUAUCACUGAAACCUUGCUGCUUGGAGCCUUGUGUGCUGAGCUGUUUCUGGGGCUGUGAAGUCGGCGCUCUGCAGGAGGUGCUGCGAACCCAUCAACAAAACCUGAGGCUUACAAGUCCUCAACACUUCCUUGAAGCACUGCACCAUCGCUUCCACUACCAUCAAACUUUCUAUAUCCGCAGAGAGGACGAAAAGGAAUGUCACACCUGCAUCCCUGCUGACCAGAGGAUUACAGAUUUUGGGCUGUUGCCAAGGAAACACUAUCCUCUUGUGGCUGUCCUGACUCUGGCAGAAACUGAAGCCAGAAAUCUAUACAAUAUUGUGGCAAAUGUAAUCGUUAUUCAUGUUCCUGAUGGGAAAUACAAUCUUUCUGCACGAAUUCUCUUCCAGUAUCUUCUUACCUCACAAGGAUACAUGCAUGAAUUAAAACCACUCUUCAUGUCGGCGGAAGGUUCUGGGGAGCCGGCUGGAGAACAGAUGGAGAGAAGUCCUGACCGAAGGGAGAGCGACUGGUCAGAGGAAACGGGUAGAAACUGUGUGGUAUGUCAGAAUGCAGCAGUCAACAGGGUGCUGUUGCCAUGCCGACACGCCUGCGUCUGUGACAGUUGCAUGUUGCACUUUCAACAUUGUCCAAUUUGCAGAGCUUUUGUCCUGGAGUCGUUUGCACUUAGACCAACAUUACAAAUAUAAUAUAAUUUGUGUCAUAUAGAUGGUCCUGUACUUACACAAAAACACACUGCGAUCUUUCAACUUAGCCUUUAUUUCCACUUGUAUUAACACCUUCUACUAAUCUGGUUUCAUAGAACUGAUGUCAAGAUGUCAAAUAUUAUCCAAGUUUUUUUUGUUUGUUGGUUUGUUUGUUUUUAUGACUUUCAGAAAAUGAAACUCGUGUAUUAUUUAAUUUUAUUACUGAUAUGUAGAAUGAAAUAUAUUAAGCCCUGUGUAAAUAAAUGCUCAUUACUGAAUUAUUUGAUUCAGGCUUGUUAAAUUAGAGACAACUACAAAAAUGAAGGACGUUAGUCUAAAUACACUGAAAAGAAACUAUUCAAAAUAAACUACAGCUAAAGGAUCUGUAAUACAGGCAGAUGUCAAGAAAAGCGGUUCUCUGAUAAACUGGUUUACAGACAACCUAACAGUCAAACACAAGAUAUUGAGAGGGUAUAAUAAUAGAGGAAAAAGGACAAUUUCCACAUAAUUAGUCCUUUAAAUAAGUAAAAUGGAAGUGCUCUCCAAAAGCUCCACUCGCUUGCAAUUUAUUUAACAAUAAAGUGAGUGAGCAUCUAGUUUCAGAACACCGAGCAUCAUCUAACAGCAGAUAUCAGAAUCCAUGAGCCACAUGCAGCAAAAUGUUCAGCUGCCAGAGCAAACAAGAGGAGAAAUGUAUAUUUAAACUGCUUAUAGCAGAUAACAAAACGGUCAGUAUUUUAGCCUUUGGAUUAUCAUAAAGAAAUUCUGCCAAUAAAUAUAUUACCUUUAUGAAAUGUUACUAUUACAGAAAAAAAUUACAGUCGUUCUGAUUGACUGAAUGCUCUUUUCCUCAACACAAUCACCAGAUCUUUCAAAAUUUGAUUUAGAUUCUAGGAAAUAUUUGGGAGCCUCCACUGGGACAUGAGGGGGAAUAUUUUUAUUUGUGUUCCCUCACAAUAAAUUUGCAAAUACACCCUGGUCCAUUUUGUAUAGCGUCACAUUGAUGCAGUGUAACGAGGGGAAGCCCAUGUUUGACUUGUUUUGCUUCUGCAUUCUGCGCCUGAGUUUGCAGAGCAUUUAGCUGAAAGAAAAAGAUAUACAACUUUAGAUUACUCACAAAUGAGAUAUUAACAUUUCUUACAUGAAAGCAUUCAAGAUGCUGCAUGAACUAACUACUAAAUAUAUUAUUGCGUGGGAAUGCAGUACUUUUGUGAGGAAACGCAAAAGAAAAAAAUUCCCAAUGUGCCUGUAAAAUAAUAUGCCUAAAAUUACAGAUAAAAAUUUGACCUGGAAUAAAAAACAACUGGUUUUAUUCCAGGUUAGUUUUUGGUCAAUAAAUGUCUUAAGCUUAUUAGACAGAAAUGUUGACAGUAUUUUCUGAUAAACUUUUUAUCCCUCAGCUUCUUCUGGGUCUUUUCUUUAUUUUACAAUAUAUAUGACAGAAAGAUGAACUGUUUCAGGAAGAUAACCUUCUGUACAAGUCUAGAACCCUACCCUAACCCAAGAAAGUUCCUGAAUAUUUUUGAGAAGACUAACCAGGCCAGGAACCUUAAAUACCUUUAAUAUGUUGCUUAUCAUUUAGCUUUUGUUGUGUAAUGUCUUUAUUCAGAAAUGUAGAGGAUUCUUGUGGAAGGAAGUAAUAAUUAGUUUUUGCAACUCACAAGCUCCUGUAUUAAUUUUUGAAGAAUAAAGAUCUUUAUAAAAGUUUC